AUGGCCGAUUCCAUAGUUCAAUUGAAGUGCGAGUGCAAGCACGACCCCUGGGGCAAGAAAGGCAAUGACUCCAUUGCUGGACAGCUCUGGUCCAAGACCCCUGGCACGGAAGGUCUCAAGGAUGACGAGACAUAUUCCGAGAUGUGGAUAGGCACAUAUCCCACCGUCCCCUCUCGACUCCUUUCCACCGGCGAACUGCUAUCCGACUACCUGAAGAAGAACCCGCAGCUCGUGGGCAAAGCGACCUUGGAGAAGAGCGGCGCGGAGAUCCCGUUCCUCCCGAAGAUCCUCUCCUUCGCCAAAGCCCUCCCUCUCCAAAUCCACCCCGACAAGUCCCUCGCCGAGAAGCUGCACGCCCAAGACCCGCACCAAUUCGGCGACGCCAACCACAAGCCCGAGAUCGCCAUCGCGCUCUCGCACUUCGAGCUCUUCGCCGGCUUCAAGCCCCUGUCCCAGAUCGGCUCCAUCAUGGCCCUCCCCCCGCUAUCACGCUACCUCCCCUCCCAAUCCGCCCCCGUCCACCACACCGAAUUCACCGACUCCGACCUGCGCCAAAUCUGCCAGACCUUCCUCUCCCUGCAACCCAACAUCGUCUCGCAGACCAUCUCCGAGCUGCAAGCCCUCCCAGAGGCGCAGUUCGGGCCGUCGAACGCCUACAUCCCCAGCCUGCUGCGCCGGCUACGCGCACAAUACACCGAGUACGACAACGGGACCCUCGUCGCCGCGCUGCUGAUGAAUUACAUGGCGAUCGGGCCGGGCGAGGCCGUCUGUGUCCCGGCGGAUAGUGUGCAUGCGUGGCUGUCGGGCGAUAUCGUCGAGUGCAUGGCGCGGUCGGAUAAUGUGCUCAACACGGGGUUUUGUCCGCGGCCGGACCGCGACAGUGUUGGGUUGUUUGCCAAGGCGCUGAGUUUCAAGCCGCAUGGUGUGGGGGAGGUUGUGUUGCGCAGGCAGAAGAGUGGGAAGGGGCUGUUGGGACGGAGUGAUGUGUAUGCGCCGCCGUUUGGGGAGUUUAAUGUGCUGGCGACGUGGUUGGGGGGUGGGGAGGUGGAGAGGCAUGAGGCGAUUGGGGGGCCGAGUUUGUUGGUUGUGACGAAGGGAGAGGGCAGGAUGAAGGGCGAGGGGAAGGAGUGGGAGGUCAAGGAGGGAGCGGUAUUUUUUAUCGGGCAGGGCGUGGAGUUGGAAUUUGAGUCGCUGAAGGGGUUGGCGUUGUAUAGACCGUAUGCGGAGUAG
Molecule: messenger RNA, 1230 nt
Organism: Aspergillus steynii IBT 23096
Lineage: Eukaryota; Fungi; Ascomycota; Eurotiomycetes; Eurotiales; Aspergillaceae
Product: mannose-6-phosphate isomerase, class I
Exons: 4
Coding region: 1-1230 (409 amino acids)
Biological process (GO): carbohydrate metabolic process; GDP-mannose biosynthetic process
Cellular component (GO): cytosol
Molecular function (GO): zinc ion binding; mannose-6-phosphate isomerase activity
Source: RefSeq, a predicted model, not a curated record